Molecule: messenger RNA, 879 nt
Organism: Saccoglossus kowalevskii
Lineage: Eukaryota; Metazoa; Hemichordata; Enteropneusta; Harrimaniidae
Source: RefSeq, a predicted model, not a curated record
CAAUGCAUAAUGGGUGAGGACUACUAACGUGUCUCGCUGGACCCCUUUAUCAUAGACGCUGCCUUUCUAUUUUUAUUGGUCAGUUGAGUGAGAAUGAGUACUACCGACAACCCCCGCCGAAUAAUGUUAUGGGCCUAUCCUCGUUCACUGUCAACGGUCCUCGAGUUCUCCGUAGCGGCGCUGGAUAACGUAAAAAUGUUCCAUGAACUGUACAAUUUAGUGUUCCAUAAUGGGGAGGAUAGACCAUUGGAAAGAGAAAAGGCGUUUUUUGUUGAAGGACAUACAUAUAAAAGUGUCAAACAAAAAUUAGAGAAUGAUUACCCAGGGAAGAGUGCAAUUUUUUGCAAAGACAUUGCUUAUACAUUAGACAAUGACUAUAGUCGGCUUCCACGUGACUAUCGGCACACUUUUAUUAUCCGAGAUCCGAGAAGAACAAUCCCGAGUUAUUACAAAGCUACUAUCGGGUGUGGUAUUCAGUUUGAUGAAUGGCUGCCCUCUAGUGGCGGGGUCAAACAGCUAUAUGAUCUUUUUGUGUACGUAACAGAAAUGCUAGGACAGGAAGCCAUCAUUAUUGAUGCUUACGACCUGUGUAAUAAUCCACGUCAAAUACUACAAAAGUAUUGCAAGAAAGUUGGAUUACAGUUUCAGGAUAAGAUGUUGAAUUGGGAACCAGGAAACAAUGAUCAUUGGCACAAAUUGUUCAGUCAGUCAUUCUUCACUGAAGCAUUUAAAGGAGCAGCCAUUAGGAGUCGUGAGUUCCUACCAAUGUCUUAUGAAACUGUUGAUUUGGAGGGUCUUCCUGACUACGGAGUGAAGCAAAUCGAGGAAGCCAUGCCAUACUAUGAAUUAUUAUAUGACAAAAGGAUUAUACCGGAGUAG